GGACCCAGAGCAGUGCCCUGCAGGACUGGUAACGGGGCAGGACAUUCCUGGAGAGUGUGCUCAGGGGCAGAGUCCUGCCUAGUUCAGGAUGAAGUGCAGCCUGGCUUUCUGCAGCGCCGUCUUCAGCCUGACCCUGCUGGCACUGCUGCUGCCGCUCGGAUGUGCACAGCAGAAUGCAGAGGAGGCCUGCUCUGUGCAGAUUCUCGUCCCGGGCCUCAAAGGAGACACGGGAGAGAAGGGAGACAAGGGCGCCCCAGGGCGGCCCGGACGAGUCGGCCCCACUGGAGAAAAAGGAGACAUGGGGGACAAAGGGCAGAAAGGCAGCGUGGGUCGUCACGGAAAGAUCGGCCCCAUUGGUGCUAAAGGUGCAAAAGGAGAUUCAGGUGACAUAGGGCCCCCUGGCCCCAAUGGAGAACCAGGCAUUCCGUGUGAGUGCAGCCAGCUGCGCAAGGCCAUUGGCGAGAUGGACAACCAGGUCAGCCAGCUGACCGCCGAGCUGAAGUUCAUAAAAAAUGCCCUGCCCUCCCCCGCAGUUGUGGCUGGCGUGCGGGAGACGGACAGCAAGCUGUACCUGCUGGUGAAGGAGGAGAAGAGGUAUGCAGAUGCGCAGCUGGCCUGCCAGGGGCGUGGUGGCACGCUGGGCAUGCCCAAGGACGAGGCGGCCAACGGGGUGAUGGCCGCGUACCUGGCGCAGGCCGGGCUGUCACGUGUCUUCAUUGGCAUCAACGACCUGGAGCGCGAGGGUGCCUUCGUGUACUCGGACCGCUCGCCCAUGCAGACCUUCAACAAGUGGCGCAGCGGGGAGCCCAACAACGCCUACGACGAGGAGGACUGCGUGGAGAUGGUAGCCUCGGGGGGCUGGAACGACGUGGCCUGUCAUAUCACCAUGUACUUCAUGUGUGAGUUUGACAAGGAGAACGUGUGAGGAACCCCGCUCCGCGCCACACCGCUUCUCCGGAGGUGCGCAGGGUGCGGGGCGUGCGGGUGCUGUCCGACCCCAGGCAGUCCUUAUGUCACUGUUAGUCUCCGCG
Ochotona princeps (American pika) is the source of this 1031-nucleotide messenger RNA. It is a transcript of the gene COLEC11, whose product is annotated as collectin subfamily member 11. The transcript is spliced from 8 exons. The coding region runs from base 89 to 925 and encodes 278 amino acids. The record is from RefSeq and is a predicted model, not a curated record. NCBI's taxonomy places the organism in Eukaryota, Metazoa, Chordata, Mammalia, Lagomorpha, Ochotonidae.